Messenger RNA from Conger conger (European conger), 3763 nucleotides. RefSeq names its product tripartite motif-containing protein 16-like protein. Gene Ontology annotation, molecular function: protein binding. The record is from RefSeq and is a predicted model, not a curated record. The transcript has 6 exons. NCBI's taxonomy places the organism in Eukaryota, Metazoa, Chordata, Actinopteri, Anguilliformes, Congridae. Bases 50 to 1435 code for a protein of 461 amino acids.
CAGUUUCAGAGAAAACAAAACUAAACUCUGUUUCUUUUCAAGCAGUACAAUGGCAGAAUCUGGUUUACUGGAUCAGGACCAGUUCAGCUGUUCGAUCUGUCUGGAUCUACUGAAGGAUCCGGUUACUACUCCCUGUGGACACAGUUACUGUAUGGGCUGUAUUAAGGGCUGCUGGGAUCAGGAUGAUCAUACUGGUGUCUACAGCUGUCCUCAGUGCAGACAGACCUUCACCCCAAGGCCCGUUCUGAACAAAAAUACCAUGCUGGCUGAAGUGGUGGAGAAACUGAAGAAGACAGGACUCCAAGCUGCUCCUCCUGCUCACUGUUACGCUGGACCUGGAGACGUGGCGUGUGAUGUAUGCACUGGGAGAAAGAGCAAAGCUGUCAAUUCCUGUCUGAAGCAGCUGGGGGUGACACAGAGUAAAUUCCAGCAGAGAAUCCAGGAGAGAGAGAAGGAGCUGCAGGAUCUGAGACAGGCUGUGCAGUCACUCAAGCACUCUGCACAGGCAGCAGUGGAGGACAGUGAGAGGAUCUUUACUGAGAUGAUACGCUCCAUUAAGAGAAGGUGCUCUGAGGUGAAACAGCUGAUCAGAGAUCAGGAGAAGGCUGAAGUGAGUCGGGCUGAAGGACUCCUGGAGCGACUGGAGCAGGAGAUUGCUGAGCUGAGGAGGAGAGACGCUGAGCUGGAGCAGCUUUCACCCACAGAGGAUCACAUCCAUUUCCUCCAGAGCUGUCAGUCUCUCUGUACUCCUCCUGGACCUAGAGACUUACCCUGCAUUAUUGAAAGUACAGAUGUCUCUUUUGAGGUCUCUGAACUGAAAGAGAGACUGGAGGAUGUUUUCAAGGUGGAGUUGGUCAAAGUUUCUGGAAAAGAGGAAGGCAGCUCUGCUAAGACCAGAGAGGACUUCUUACAAUAUUCCUGUCAGCCCACACUGGACCCCAACACAGUGAAUGAUCACCUUUGUCUGUCUGAGGGGAACAGAGAGGUGACCCGUGUGGAAGUGGUCCAGUCAUAUCCUGAUCAUCCGGAGAGAUUUGAAUGCUGGGACCAGGUGCUGUGCAGAGAGGGUCUGUCUGGACGCUGUUACUGGGAGGCUGAGUGGGGUGGAGAAGGGUAUGUUUUUGUAGCAGUGUCGUAUAAAGAGAUCAGCAGGAAAGGAGGGGGUAAUGACUGUGCUCUGGGAGGUAAUGAGAAGUCCUGGGCUUUGCGCUGCUCUCCCUCCGGUUACUCUUUCUGGCACAACAGUGAGAGCACUGACAUCCCUGCUCCCUCCUCCUCCAGAAUAGGAGUGUACCUGGAUCACAGGGCAGGAACUCUGUCCUUCUACAGCGUCUCUGGCACAAUGACCCUCCUGCACAGAGUCCAGACCACAUUCACUCAGCCCCUCUAUCCUGGGUUUGGGGUUUGGUAUGAUAGCUCGUCCGUGAAACUAUGAUCUGGGUUGAGUCAGAAACUGAAAGCAAGAUCAGCUGUAAUUAAAGAGAGGGAAAAACAUUCAAAUCACACAGAAAAUGAAUUAAAUGAAAUAUUGGACAUCAACUGAUUCAAUGAUUUAAAUAAAUGUAGAAUCCAGAGCACAUUCACUCAGCCCAUCUGGGUUUUUGCUUGCAUUGCCAUUGUGUUUACCGCUACAAUACCAUUUAUCCCUACAGUCAAGAUUUAUAUAUCGUGUUGAGUUGAGUGUAGCUUUACUGGGGUGACAUGUAAAAUGUAAAAACAAGCCUGACUCUUUGAAUGAACAAGCCCAGUGCAUGAUUUGAACCAAAUGUCAUUUUUAUUAAAGUGUCACGGCAAAACAAGCUGGCAUUGGACUACAAAAGUCACCUUCACAUACACCAUAUCCACCAACAAAAUUCUUCCUGUCAGACUUCAGGACAGAAGAAGCAAGUGCAGACUCAGGAAUGUAGAGUGUAUUACCAACAUUAAUAAUACAGGCAAAUAAAGGGAUGCAGGAAUCCAAAUGCAGCAAACAGUAUAACAGCAAAUUGCAAGUGUGUAGUCCAAGAAUAAGGCAAAAACCGGGUAGUAAGUCCAAAAACAGGGCAGAGGUACAGAAUCCACAAUCCAAGAAACCAAAUAGUCAAGCAGAGGUCGAAUAACUGGUGAUCCAAGAAACGAACAGAACAGAAUAGAGACAGGUAAAGGGACAGGAACUUAAGACGCUGGAAUAGAACAGAGCAGACAUGCACAAUGACGAACUAGCAACGAACAGAACAAACAGGCAGGUAUCAAUACACAGGUAAAUGACUAGACGACAAACAGGUGUGAUAGCUGGGGAAACAAAUAACCAGGUGAAAAGAAUAAAUGAAUGAACAGACUAAAAGGACUACGGGAAGAGAGAGAGGAUAAGAGACAUGAACACAGGGCAAGAACAGAAAAUGCUAAGACUGGGGAGGACAGAGUAAAAGCCACAGACAAUGCAUAUAAAAGGCUAGUCUAUGUACAUUGCUAGUCACACAUUAAAACAAAGCAAAUAUGACAAUGUGUCAAUGCCCACUGACGCAACCACACCUAUGUAUAUGCACACAAAAUACACAAACAUACAUGAAUUCAGCACGAGAACAGACACUCAGUGAUCACUUUAUUAGGCAGACCUGUACAACGGCUUGUUAAUGCAAAUAUUUAAUCAGCCAAUUAAGUGGCAGCAACUACAUGCUCAAAAGUCUGCCAGGGUGUGCGUGAAAGUGUCCCACAGUAAAACACCUCAUCCCUAUUGCUCCCGAUGGGCUGCUGGUGCCUUGCAUGGUGAGUGUGAGUGGGCAAAUGAGAGGCAUCAGUUGAAAAGCACUUUGGAUGAAAGUGCUAUAUAAAUGCAGUCCACGUACAAAAUACAAUCAGUGAGCACUUUAUUAGGUAUUUAUUCGCCUUUUUUUUAGAAAGUUUAGGUCUGUAGCCUAUCCACUUAGAGGUUUGACAUGUUCAGAGAUGCUCUUCUCAUACCACUGUUGUACUGCGUGGUUAUUGUACUGUAAGUACUGUCACCUUCCUGUCAGCUUCGACAAAUCUGGCACUUCUCCUCUGACCUCUCUCAUUAACAAGGUGUUUUUGCCCACAGAACUGCUGCUCACUGGAUGUUUUUUGUUUUUCGCACCAUUCUCUUCAAACUCUAGAUACUGUUGUGAGUGGAACAAUGAAACUUUGCGUGAAGAUUCCAGGAAACCAGCAGCAGUUUCUGAGAUACUCAAACCACCCUGUCUGGUACCAGCAAUCAUCCCACAGUCACUUAGAUCAAGUCACUUAGAUCACAUUUCUUCCCCAUUCUGACAUUUGGUCUGAAAAACAGCUGAACCUCUUGACCAUGUCCGCAUGCUUGUACGCAUUUAGAUGCAGCCACAUGACUGGAUGAUUCAAUAUUUGUAUUAACAAGCUGGUGUACAUGUCAACCUAAUAAAGUGGUCACUGAGUGUAUAUUUCCAUAAUGAUGUGAUCUGUCCUGAUUGGCAUUGCAUCAAUGUUUUAUAUAAAUUACUGAGUAACAGCGUGAACCUGAUUGUAUCUCACAGUCCGGACAGUGCCAGCGCCUAUAGGCCUUCAGCAAGAUCAUUACCAAAAGGGAGGAUGAGAUACAUUUUUAUUUUCUUAUGGAAUGAGGUGGUUAUCCAUGAACCUGACCCACACACUGUAUGUUUGCACAGUUCCUCUCAGAUGGUACAAAGGAUUGUGCUGUAAAUUACGCUUCUUUUUCGUACAAUGUUUUUGGUACAGUGUUGACUUUGUCAGCAGGCAUACUCUUUCUGCAGAAAUAAAGACCCUUAUAACUGGA